Oncorhynchus mykiss (rainbow trout) is the source of this 2745-nucleotide messenger RNA. RefSeq names its product pyridoxal kinase. Gene Ontology annotation, cellular component: cytosol. The record is from RefSeq and is a predicted model, not a curated record. Gene Ontology annotation, molecular function: pyridoxal kinase activity. NCBI's taxonomy places the organism in Eukaryota, Metazoa, Chordata, Actinopteri, Salmoniformes, Salmonidae. Gene Ontology annotation, biological process: pyridoxal 5'-phosphate salvage.
ACUCCGACCCUAUGUAAACCAUGAUUUAAUCAGGUUGGAUGUCAGUUUACAUUGGGAUAGUUUGUGUGAAUCAUUUAUUUGUACUAGAAACUUAAAUCAUUAUCCACUUUAAGGCGCCGGUGACUUUUCUUAGGUGUCCAUAUAGUUGCCUGCGAUAUUUCAGCCAGUCCGUCUUCUUGAAUCGUCAAUGCUGUGUCGUGUCCUUAUUGUAGCCUACAGUUGAAUACAGCGGGAGUUUUCGCAUACGUUCGUGUUGCCUACAGGAUUGUUUGCUUAGUGAGCGUCGUUAGCUCGUGCACGGAACACAUCUUAUUCCACAGCCCUCGUAGCUUCAUUUUUAACUUCAUCCUUGAAAUGGAGUGUCGUGUGUUAUCUAUUCAGAGUCAUGUUGUCAGGGGAUACGUCGGGAAUAAAUCGGCAACAUUUCCAUUGCAGGUGCUUGGGUUCGAAGUGGACUCCAUCAACUCAGUGCAAUUCUCCAAUCACACAGGUUACGCUCACUGGAAAGGGCAAGUGCUGACGGCAGAGGAGCUUAACGUUCUCUAUGAGGGUAUCAAACUCAACAACGUCAACCAUUAUGACUACAUCCUCACGGGGUACACCAGGGACACCUCUUUCUUAGAGACAGUGGUGGACAUUGUUCAAGAGCUGAAGAGGUUGAAUCCCAAACUGGUAUAUGUGUGUGAUCCAGUGAUGGGAGACCAAGGCUCUAUGUAUGUCCCUGAGAAUAUACUGCCUGUUUACAAAGACAAAGUCGUAGCAGUGGCUGAUAUCCUCACACCCAACCAGUUUGAGGCUGAGCUGCUGACGGGGAGGACGAUCAGCACAGAAAAAGACGCUCUUGACGUGAUGGAGCUGCUCCAUCAGAUGGGUCCUGAUACGGUGGUCCUCACCAGCACAGACCUGACCUCUCCUCAUGGGGACCAGUUCCUGGUGGCCCUUGGGAGCCAGAAAAUGGUUAGGACAGAUGGGAGCAAGUCCACCCAGAAGAUUCGUAUUGAGAUGCCCAAGGUGGAUGCAGUGUUUGUGGGCACGGGGGACCUGUUCACUGCCAUGCUCCUUGCCUGGAGCCACCACCACCCCAAUGACCUGAAGGCUGCCUGUGAGAAGACUGUCUCAGUCCUGCACCAUGUUAUCAAGAGGACCAUCACCUAUGCCAACGAGAUGGCCGGCCCUGGUAAGAGACCCAACCCUGCUCAGUUGGAGUUGAGGAUGGUCCAGAGCAAAAAAGACAUUGAGGACCCGGACAUCGUAGUGGAGGCCACCAUCUUAUAACACCUAACGCCUCAUAAAUAGACAUAUAGGACUUUUACAUCAUGAGGUGUCAUCUUGCCUUAUAGGAUCUUGUAGAGAGCACUGUUUUCAUGAUAGACAUCACACUAUUUGGCCUGCACACCACACACACACUUACUUAGUCACUGCCGUGUGUCUUUACUAUGACCCGAGCAUUGUCACCCAUUUUAAAACAUAGAUGGUCUUAGAGCAGGGUUGUUUAACUUUUCUCAGCUUGAGAUCCAGUUGAGAAAUUGACCGUCCUUCCGUGACCCAAUUAAUCCUCUAACGACCCAAAUUAAGAAUAGUGUGUGAUUUUUAUAGAUGUAUUCUCAUAACCCACAACCCACCUCUCACAUUACCCAGGGCCUACUUUGGGUCCCGAUCCAUAGUUUCAGAAACCCUAUCUUAAGAGGAACACACACAGGUUGUGGAUAUUACCAUACAUCAGAAUAGUGAAGUGACUGUAUGGAUUGGCCCUCAAUACGGCAUAGGUAUUUUCAUGGGCCCUGAAUUUCCCCUGACAAUGUGAGCUGACCAGGAAAAUCUCUGCGCUUCGGUUAUGGGUUGGUGAUACAUCAUAGGCUUUUAUCAGAUCCAGUGACGCAUUAUAUUUGUGCUACCAUGAAGCAUGUUAUGCAGUACUAAUCCACGUUUGAUCAUCAGAUUUUCAAUUGUCCAUUUUUUAAAAUAUUUUAGGCAGAAAGUAUAAUAUUUCAUAGAUUGACAAUUGUACGUUUUUGUUUUCAUACUUUUUAAUGAUGUGAAUGAUACAUACAUGUAUUGGACUAUUAAUGUACUUUGUCCUAAUAAUAAUGCUUGUCAUUCUUAAAUGUCUUACACAUUUCUAACUGAGGUAACAAUAUUUGCACAGAUAAUCAUGAUAAACAUGUUUGUUAUUAAUGUUAAUCAUUGAAUGCUUUUCAUGGUCUUGAUUGUCUUACUAUUUUCAUAUCGUUACUAGAACACAGGCCUGUGUUGGUAUGAAAAAGUAACAUUUGGCCUUAGUGGAGUCGUUUAGAGGAAUACCGUUGUCGAAUGUUUUCUAUCUAUGCCUGCAAAGGUAAUGAAAUAAAUAUUUAUUAUACAAUGUUACAAAGAUAAGUGCCAAAGCUGAAGCUCUGAUAAAUGAUGAGGAAUAAUAAAAUAUUUUAAUUAAACCCACCGGUCUCUGUAGUUGGGCCUCUAUGCCUCAUGUUCCUGUUGCUAUGUGUCCCUUGAGUGGGAUUACAGUGAGAUCAGUAGUGUUCUGUUCUACAGUCCUAUUAGAGAGUGUGAAUAGGAGCAGGCUUUAGCUUCGUUUUGCACUAUUAAUUGAUGCCACAGGUAUUGGUGCCUGGAAAUGAAUGAUUUAUGCCACCAGUGAGUCUCUAUUUUCUAUAUUAUUUUGUUUGUGCUUAUACUAAUGGAAAUGACGAUGCCACAAAAGGUGAAUGUUGGAGAUUAAAUAAAUUGGAGGAAUAUUACAGAGAA